This is a messenger RNA of Cuscuta campestris, 827 nucleotides long. The record is from the annotation of a GenBank genome assembly. NCBI's taxonomy places the organism in Eukaryota, Viridiplantae, Streptophyta, Magnoliopsida, Solanales, Convolvulaceae.
AAGCGAUCAUGGGUUCUUCUUCUAGAAAUCUUUAUGCAGAGAUUGGAGAAGGUCAAUCAACUACACGGCCACCUCUUUUUGAUGGAACCAAUUAUACAUAUUGGAAAGAACGAAUGAGAAUCUAUAUUCGUUCCACGAACUUCCAAUUAUGGUUGGUUAUCAAAAACGGGGAAAUGGUGCCGAUGAAGAAAGUCGGAGACAAGUUGAUCCCCAAGACCGAAGACGAGUUUGAUGCCGAGGACAUAAAAAAGGUCGAGAAUUACGCAAAGGCAACAAACAUGCUUUAUUGUGCCGUAAAUCCCGACGACUACCGCAAGAUCUCCUGUUGCUCAACCGCCAAGGAGAUGUGGGAUAAACUUGAGGUGACGUACGAAGGAAAGGACCAAGUACGUGAAGCCAAGAUUGACUUCCUCACCCAAGAAUAUGAGAUGUUCAGGAUGAAGGAGCACGAGAAGAUUGACGACAUGUUCGACCGAUUUUCCAAGAUAGUCAACGAUCUUCAUGCAUUGAAGAGGACUUACACCGACAAGGAUCUUGUACGAAAGAUCCUACGGAGCUUAACAUCCGAAUGGCGAUCUAAGGCCGAUGCCAUCUAUGAGUCAAUCGGCACAUCAAAUGUCACCAUCGACGGUUUAAGAGGAACGGUCCAAAGUGAAGAAAUCCGGAAGUCAGGAGGAACCAGCGAUGGGUGGGUUAUACCAUCGCUGGGAGGGAAGCUUCUUGCUUUCAAAACCCCUCUUCCCAUCGAUGGGAACUUCCCCCCAUCGAUGGGUUGUUGACUCUAUUGUUUUUUUUUUAAAAAUGGUUAACAAAUUUCCAGAACACCU